AUGAUAAAUUGGAUGAAAACGAUAAACCAGAUGAUAAAAUAGAUAACAAGAACGAUACAUUAGAUGAAAAAUUGGAUAACAAUAAUAUUAAAAAGUUACUCCUCAGAUAUCUUAGGGAGUUUCCUCAAGGCAAGUUUAACGGUUCGUUGGAGGAUGAUAAUCUGUUGGAUCGAAUGAUAAAUUCAUCAACCGAAUUGUCAGAUGCACAAAAAAAUAGAAAGUAUAUUUCCGUCUUUCUCGAUACAUCGAAAGCAACGUUUGAAGAUGUUGAUCAAUUGAUUAAGAGGAUCUUAAAGACAAAAAACAGGAUGUAUGCAAGAUUACGUGGCUUUUUUGGGGACAAGAUAAUGAUCGAGAUUCUUAGAUCGGUUCGUGAACUUGUGAAGAAUGAUGAGGAAUUGCUGAGAAAAAUUGAUGAAAAGCUUGAUAAGAAACAUAAGGUUAGUGAUAAUGAAUUCAAGAAAUUGAUCAAACAGUUUAAACGAGGAGUGAUUGGUACGAUGAAUAAUUCAGUAGGACCAUUAGGAGCGAUAGACUCUGUUAUAUCAUGCUAUAAAGAGGUGGUUGAAGUGAGUGAAGAGGAGUUAAGCAAGAUAAAAAAAUUGAUACUUGAGCAAUUUUCUAAACAACCUGAUCUUCGUGGUGUUGGGGCAUUUUUCAGAUUUUCUCCAGAAGGAGAUUUCAAGUAUAAAAUGUCACCAGAUCCUUUGAACAAGCAUCAAUUUGUAUUUCAUUAUAUAAUAGCCAAUAUUUUACGUAUUACAAAUGAACUUGAGAAUUUACGACAGGAGAAUGAGCUAUUGAGAAAGAGAAACGAACAAUUGCAAAAUUAUCAAAAUCAAGUAUCAGAGAUAUUGACUUGGAAAC
Messenger RNA from Dentiscutata erythropus, 867 nucleotides. Lineage: Eukaryota; Fungi; Glomeromycota; Glomeromycetes; Diversisporales; Gigasporaceae. The record is from the annotation of a GenBank genome assembly.